GCAGUGAGAGGCCCGCGUACCGCAAAAAAAAAAAAAAAAAAAAAAAAAAAAAAAUUCUAAAAAUUAAAUUCUCCUUUCUUCCCUCCCUUUGGAUUCCCCUCAAAGUAGAGGCUGAAACAAAGGCUUAUGUGCAGUAUUGUAUUUGGGGCUUUGAUAGCAGGGAGCAAGAGUGAGAGAAGAGGGAGGGGAAGUAAAACAAGGAAGAGGGAGAGGCAGUAUAAGGAUGUAUUAUUGAGUUUGUGGUCACCAUAUCUGAAUGUUUUCUUGAUCCCUUAGGACUUUCUGGGAAGCUUUGUGAGAUGAUUUGCAAAACUGUCCACUGAAAGCCAGAAUGGAAGAGACAUUUAUCUGUCAGCUCCUGUCUCCCUUUGAUCAAAGGUUAAUGCCCCUGGCCAUUAACUACUCCACACUUCCCAAAUGCACAGUUGUGAAUGCCAAGCUGACUUCCACAUCAGAGAAGUCCUGAGGAAGAAGAGAGGUGCAGUCAUGUCAUACUUGCCCAAAGUUCAUCAAACUCUCUUCAGAAAAGUUUGCUGCAGCAGUGGUUGGAAUAAGUGGCUGAAAGGAUUUGAGGUGGUGACAGAAGAUACACAGAUGCUGUCCAUUUCAGUCCACUCUUCGUACCACUCACAUCUGCUUGGCCUUUUGUUACGUCUGGUCUUUUACGGAGUCCCCUUCAAGGUGAUGGCCACCUACUAUCUCUGCGAAGACUUAAUAUAAGAGAGUUUGUGGAAUAAGCUUCAGUCCCUGCUGCUACACUGAUGCCAAGACCGUGCUUGUUUUCAUUAACUCCCUCCUCUACUAUCCAUCCUAACCUCCCUUCACCUGCACAUCAGCUGAUCUAGGUUGUUUCCUCAGCGAGGUAACUGGAACCUUCAGCCUUUGUUUACCCUGCUCUGGUUGGGCCAUGAUUGUGUAAUUGCCUGUUCAACUUAUCCCGGGGUACAGAAACACCAAGGAAACAGAGUAUUCUGUGGAAACGUGGUAGCCCUCCUCAAAGCUUGACGAGGAAGAUGAUGCACCUGUGUCCCACAUUUAUAGCUUCUACCUUUGAGCAAAGAAUUUGGAAAGCUGAAAACAUUGUUGUUCAUUCAGCCUAAGCAAAGAAGCCAAGAAAAUCUCAGAGAGGGUCAUUGUCAGAUAAUUGCUCAGAUGAACUCUAAGGAAAUACCUGUAUGUUCCAGUGUAAUGAAGACCAGUUCUUGCACCCUGAAAGAAGUCCACACCAUUCCUCCAUCAAGAGGAACUCUUGAUGUAACUGGAAGAAUUUUAGAAAUCAGCCAUCCACAGUUUCUUCCAAGACUUCAUUCUCAGCUGCUAGGGAGAAAACACUCAACACAAAAGAACCUCAGCUCCAGGUUGUAAACAGAAAGCACAGUCCAGUUGCCAAUUUGCAAGAGAUAAAUAGGUGAGAGGAAUCAGCAUGGUACCAAGAAUCAAACUUUCAGUCUUGAACAGACGUUCCUUUCAAAAGGAGGUCAAACAAGAUCAGUCUUCCAUCUUUCUGGAGAAGGAAAUUAAAACUGUGUCAGCUGGUGCCCUGGAGGAGGCUGCUUCGUGGAUGUUUCCGCUUAAGAAGGAAAGUAUGGAGAGGGAUAGCAGAAGUCAGGUCACUCUGGAAAUCAGAAUGCAACAGCUAGGGAGUGACAGCAGGAGAAAUGCAUACGAAAGGGAGUUACCUUAGGACUGGAAUUCCACAGGACAGCCAGAGACCUUCUAGAACUGUUAGAAAUGUGGUGUGGUCAAACCUCAGCAGCCCUUUCUUCUUAACCGUCUUUAACAGACAACUGCUUUUCCCUAAAAGGUCUCAGACCAGGUAGGAAUUUGGGGAACACCGCCUCCAUGAACCUGUGUUGCUCUAACGUGCCCCGGGCGUUGGGCCAGGAGCUGAGGAUGAGCAAGGGAACAGAACAGAGGUGCUUGCACCGAGGUGGUGACUGGAGCGCUAGGACAGGAGGGAGGGGCAGAGAAGGCUUCCCGAGGAAGGUGCAUAAGGGGUGUCCCAGGCAGAGCAUCGCCACCGUCCAGCGUAAAAACCGGCAUCCCAGCCUCUUCGGGCCGCCUGGCUUGCCAUUUCCCUCCAGCUCCCAUUCAUUGCUUCCAAAGAAGGGAAGAGACUCGCCUCGUUUUAAUUCCAUUCUCAUCUAUCCCAGAGACCCUAGGGUGGGGGCGACGAAAAUGAGUGGUACUCUGAGUCAGAAACUUGUGAAGGGGGCGCGGGAGCCGGCAGCGGGCUGGGAGUGACGCGAGGGAGGCCGGGGGCGGGGAGGUGACGCGCGCGGGGACCUCGCCGCCUCAGCCCACGUGUCCGCGAGAUUUAAAAGUUGGCAGAGUGCGGGUGGGUCAGUCUGGCGGCCGAACUGGGCGAACAGCGCGCCAGGGACGCAGAGGCUCAGCCAGAGCAUCGCUUGGAGCGCGGGCCGGUGCCGUGCAGGGUCCCGGGAUGCUGCGAGCCGCGAGCCGUCGCCCCGGGCCGCCCCCCGGUCAGGUGGCCGCUGCGUCCCCGCUCCUCCUGCUACUACUGCUGUCUUGUUGCGCGGACACCUGCGGAGGUGCUCCAAUAUUGCCUCAAGGAUUACAGCUGGAACAAGAAUUACAGUUGUGGAAUGAGAUAGAUGAUGCUUGUUCGUCUUUCCUGUCCAUGGAUCCUCUGCCUCAGGCAUCCAAUGCCUUGGAGGAGCUUUGCUUCAUAAUUAUGGGGACUCUACCAAAGCCCCAGGAAACAGAUGAAAAAGAUAAUACCAAAAGGUUCUUAUUUCAUUAUUCGAAGACACAAAAGUUGGCCAAUUCAAAUGCUGUGUCAUCUGUCCUGCAUCCGCUGCUGCAGCUCGUUCCACAACUGCAUGAGAGAAGAAUGAAGAGGUUCAAAGUGGACGAAGAAUUCCAAGGUCCUAUUAUAGACCAAAGUAGAGGAUUCUUUUUAUUCAGGCCACGCAAUGGAAGAAGGUCAGAAGAUUACAUUUAAAAUGAGUCCCUGAAUUUCACUUCUUGUCAACCCACGUGAAGAACAUGAGAAAGAAGGAGCAGAAGAGAACAAAAAGUAUCUUCUUUAAAAAAUGAAUUGCCUAGAUGAGAUGCAGACUUGAGACAGAGAAUGUUGCCAGAGCUGCUCCAGGUCUUUGCUCAAAACCUGCCAACCCCCACUUUUAGCAAGAGUUAACAUAAAUCUUUAAAGGGUCCAGAAAUAAAAAAGGAAGCUACAAACAAACAAACAAAAACCAGAUGGAUCCAGCUAGGACCAAGAUGGUGACAGAUCUGACCUCCAACAGACCCUGAAUCUCAUUAUAUGCUGAUUUUACUACAUUUGCAUAUUAAAUGACAUACCUACUGGUGGCCAAGACUGGAUAUUAAGGACCAAAAAAGGAUAAAAAAGGGUGGCACUCCAUUCCCUUGGAAAAAACUCUGCCUCUUCCCCAGGAGACUAAUGCAUAUGCCUCCCCAUCAUUAACCUCACUCCUCCUCCCUUUGUCUUUACUCUUUAAAAUUAAAGCCCUCUGGACACGUGGGCAAGAAGUAGAUCUGUGAACUUAGUUCCUGCUUCUGCAUUCUUUGGCCACUGAAUAAAGCUUGUGCUGCGUU
Molecule: messenger RNA, 3579 nt
Organism: Aethalodelphis obliquidens (Pacific white-sided dolphin)
Lineage: Eukaryota; Metazoa; Chordata; Mammalia; Artiodactyla; Delphinidae
Gene: NMU
Product: neuromedin U
Exons: 16
Coding region: 2444-2965 (173 amino acids)
Biological process (GO): positive regulation of synaptic transmission; positive regulation of smooth muscle contraction; neuropeptide signaling pathway
Cellular component (GO): terminal bouton
Molecular function (GO): neuromedin U receptor binding
Source: RefSeq, a predicted model, not a curated record